AACACAUUGUGAUGUGGAAAAAAAGAAAAGGAAGAAAAAAACAGUUAUCCAAUCCAAAACGGCUAUUGAAAUUAGGAAAAAAGGGUUUCGCGAUUUUUGGAGGGCCAUUUGUUUUUUCCCCUUAAACCCUUCAAAAAUUAAAUCCAAAACCAAUAAAUAAGAAAGAUGCCUCAAACUACAAACCUCCGCCUCCUCCUCUCUUCCGCCAACCACCGCUACCGCCACCCUCUCUCCGCCGCCGCCUCUUUUCACCUCCCUCAAAAUCUCUCCUUUUCCGCUUCUCUCCCCUUUUUACUCAAAACCCACCUCAGAAAUCGCAAAUCCCCGCCCAUUUUCCAUACCUUCUCCUCCUAUUCAAAGAAACAGCAUAGUUCAAAAAAUGAAAAUAGAAAUUCGCGCCCAUUUAGCAGGAACAAGAGUAGUUUGAGAGAGACAGUUAAGAAAAUGGAUAGUGGCAGUGAAAAAGGCGGCGUCUUGGCGAUGGAGGAGAGAGAAAGAAGCGCGGGGUUUAAUAAAAAGAGGGCUGAAGGAAGGGAUGAAAGCGAUAGGCCGAAAAAGCUGCAGCUCAAAGUUCGGACGCUCAAUCCUGCUAAUACCAUUGCUUAUGUACAGAUCCUUGGAACUGGAAUGGAUACACAAGACACAUCCCCAGCAGUCCUGCUGUUUUUUGACAAGCAAAGAUUUAUAUUUAAUGCUGGAGAAGGACUUCAACGCUUCUGCACUGAGCAUAAGAUCAAAUUGUCGAAGAUUGAUCACAUAUUUCUCUCACGUGUCUGCUCAGAAACUGCUGGUGGACUUCCAGGUCUCUUAUUGACUCUUGCGGGCAUGGGAGACGAAGGAAUGUCUGUCAAUAUGUGGGGCCCCUCCGAUUUGAAGUAUUUGCUUGAUGCUAUGAAAUCGUUCAUCCCCAAUGCUGCCAUGGUUCAUACGCGUAGCUUUGGGCCAUCGCCUGGAUCACCGAGUAUGGUGCUGCAGAGAUUGGAUAAUCCCUUUGUUCUAAUUGAUGACGAAGUGGUCAGAAUAUCUGCAGUUCUAUUGAGACCAAAUAAGGAAGAAGUGUCUCAAGGCGAAAAUUCUCACAAACCAAGUUCUCCUGAACCUACUACAAAUGCGACGAAGCCGGGUGAUCUUUCUGUUAUUUAUAUUUGUGAAUUACCAGAGAUUAAGGGCAAAUUUGACCCUAAAAAGGCUGCUGCUCUUGGAUUAAGGCCCGGCCCAAAAUACCGCGAGCUGCAACUUGGGAAUCCUGUAAAGUCGGAUAGUCAAGAUAUCAUGGUACACCCAAGUGACGUAAUGGGUCCAUCUGUUCCGGGGCCUAUUGUCCUGCUGGUUGACUGCCCAACAUUGUUGCAUUUCCGGGAUCUGCUAACCAUACAAUGCCUUGCCCCGUAUUAUGUAGAUACAGCAAAUGAGGUAAAUGAAGGUUCCAAGAUUGUGAAUUGCGUAAUUCAUCUGACUCCCCUGAGCGUCGCUCGGACAGAUGAUUAUCGAACGUGGAUGUUGAAAUUCGGAGCAGCUGAGCAUAUAAUGGCAGGACAUCAAAUGAAAAAUAUACAGGUGCCUAUUUUGAAAGCAAGUGCUAGACUCGCAGCUCGUCUGAACUAUUUGAGCCCUCAGUUUUUCCCGUCUCCGGGUUUCUGGACACUGCCGAACAUGGGUUUACCAUCCGAACAUGAGGAUCUCUUGUUGGAAAACCAACAGAUUUCGGCUGAGAAUCUUCUCAAGUUUCAUCUGCGUCCCUACGCCAAUCUGGGGCUCGACAGAUCAAGUAUACCGAAUCGAUCAUCUCAUUCUGAGAUCAUUCAAGAGCUUUUGACAGAAAUUCCGGAGGCUAGAGACGCCUCUGAGAAUGCGACUCGUUUAUUGUCAGAUUGCGCGAGUAUGACCGAAGAACCAUGGUUGCUCGAAGAUGCUGUCCCUAGCUGUCUUGAAGAUAUAACCAGAGAAGACAUGGAGAUUGUUCUUCUCGGUACCGGUUCUUCGCAACCCUCUAAGUAUCGAAACGUUAGUUCUAUUUUCAUCAAUUUAUUCUCCAAAGGAAGUAUACUCUUAGACUGUGGUGAAGGAAGCUUGGGACAGCUAAAAAGAAGAUUCGGAGUCCAAGGUGCGGACGAAGCUAUAAGAGGUCUGAAAUGCAUCUGGAUUUCGCACAUCCACGCUGAUCACCACACGGGCCUUGCAAGAAUCCUUGCCCUACGUCGUGAUCUGUUGAAGGGAUCGCCACACGAGCCCACCCUCGUCGUUGGCCCGAGGCAGCUCAAGAGGUUUCUUGACGCCUACCAGAGGCUCGAGGAUCUGGACAUGCAAUUUCUCGACUGCAAUCAUACAACCGAAGCUGCAUUGGAGGCUUUUGAUUUGAAAGAAGGAAAUCCUACGAAUCACACAAGCAUGAACGUCGAUUCUUCUCUGUUUGCUCGAGGCAGUCCCAUGCGGAGCUACUUGACGAAGCCACCACCAAGUCCUGCCGCUCAAAUUCUCAAGUCGCUGAAGAAGGUUCUUGGAGAAGCCGGAUUAGAAGCGCUGGUGAGCUUCCCCGUCAUUCAUUGCCUCCAAGCUUACGGCGUCGUGCUGCAAGCUGCGAGCAGGAUCAACAGCGUUGGUAAAACCAUUCCCGGUUGGAAAGUCGUCUACUCAGGCGACACCAGACCCUGCUCGGAACUUGUCAGGGCUGCCCAUGGCGCCACCGUGCUCAUUCACGAGGCGACCUUCGAAGAUGCGAUGAUGGACGAGGCGGUGGCUCGGAACCACAGCACGACGAUGGAGGCAGUUGAAAUGGGGGACUCUGCGGGCGCGUAUAGGAUCAUACUGACUCAUUUCAGCCAGAGAUACCCGAAGAUCCCGGUGUUUGACGAAACGCAUAUGCAUAAAACGUGCAUCGCGUUCGACAUGAUGAGCGUCAACUUAGCAGAUGCUCAUGCGCUGCCUAGAGUGCUGCCAUAUCUCAAAGUUUUGUUUAGAGAUGAAAUGACUGUUGAUGAAUCUGAGGAUGUGUAAGCUUAGAUACUGCACUUGUUGCUAACCUUUAAUACUCCUAUAUUUUUCUCAUUUAACGAAGCCACUAUUUUUUCA
Messenger RNA from Salvia hispanica, 3069 nucleotides. Its product is annotated as tRNase Z TRZ3, mitochondrial. Lineage: Eukaryota; Viridiplantae; Streptophyta; Magnoliopsida; Lamiales; Lamiaceae. Gene Ontology annotation, biological process: mitochondrial tRNA 3'-end processing. The record is from RefSeq and is a predicted model, not a curated record. Gene Ontology annotation, molecular function: 3'-tRNA processing endoribonuclease activity. Gene Ontology annotation, cellular component: mitochondrion.